UUCGUCAUCAGCAAAAUGCAAAAGUGUAUAAAUUCAGCAGUAGAAUUCGCCGAAUGUCAGUUUUAUUUUGUUCAUUCGCGAAUCCAUAAACAUAUUCAUGAUUGUCAAGUUUAUGAUAUUGGCAGUGAUCUUCACUGCAGUUUCAGUUAACGCUGAAAUUUUAAACGCCAAUGAUGCGCAAACGUGCGUGAAUCUCUGCACCAGCUGUCAAGGUACAGCAUCCUUCGUAGAUGGAUACUGUGAGUGCUAUGUUCCUGCUGGAAGUGAACAGGGCGAAUGCAUAACACGAAUUAAGAGACAGGCGAACGAUUUGGGAAUGGAUUUCAUGGACUGUGAAGCUGCUACUGCAGAGAGACCAGCCAGGUGUAACUUGAGGUCACAUCAUCUCAGAGCAACUGAUGGUGAUCGCAUAGCCAAAUACUUCAUGAGAGGUGGUCCUGUCGUAGGAUCUCCAAUGAUUCAAUCACAAUGUGGCACUGAUAAUGUGGUGAGUGCACCAAAUCCCCAACCACAGACCCAACCAGAAUCAGUGGGAUGCCCAGAUUCUCAGCUAUCUUUCACUCCAAGCUCAGACAGCAUCGUCGGUGCACCACUCGUGCCAUACAACCUUCAACGUCCAUUAUAUAGACAAUCUUUAAAAGCACCUCAACCACAUCACUGGCCAACCUUGGCCCCAUCUAUGCCAUUAAGGUUCACUCCUAUUUCUUCUCCAGUGUAUUUUCCUGUUCAAUCUCCUCUUCAUUAUUCUUUUCUGCCCCCUCUGCAUUCAUCUCUUCAUUCUCCUGUUCAAUCUUCUCUUCACUAUCCAUUUAUCACUUCUCUUCAUUCUCCUCUUCGUCAUCCUAUGCUUGGGGCUUCACAGAUGGAGGAGCCCGAGGAAAAUAUUGUAGGUGCCACCCAUAAGUCUUACAUCCCGCCAAUCCAAAUGAUAAAAGAAAGACCACAUAUGAUAGCUGCUCCAACACCUAUAAUCCAACCUGGGUAUAGUUAUCAAUCUAAAGCCGCUGUUCCACUGUCUAAGGACUUGCUAACGCUUCUUAAAGAAACACUUAUGCACCAAAAUGCAAUUCUGGAAGCGAUACAACGACAUUUGAACAGCGCUGACGCCAAUGUAGGAACUUCCAGAGUACUCUACACGUCGGAGGAGCCCAAGCUGGGGGCAUCACCUCCAAAAUUCUGCCCUGAACCGAUCAAGGUUGAAGAGCCCGUUGUAGGGUCUCCAAAAAAAACUGAUUGCAAUAAACAGAGAAUUACUAGAAUGUCUCCAGCUAUUGAAGCUCUCAUCGAAGGAAUACCCAAAAUUCAAAAAAUUAAAGAGAUGGAACAACUGGAGAAAACAGACGAUUUUGGGAAUGAGCAGUUGGCUAGAAUUGAUAAAUGGAGGAGAGACGAGACCAGUGACAGACCUCUGAAGGAAGCCAGACCCAAUCUCAACGGACGGCAGAGGAAAAGGGAAUUGAAGAAGGCGAGCGAGAGCAAGUCUCCUUGAACUUUUAACGAUAGUAAUACUAUUUUUGUAUUUUUUAUAUGAUAAUUUUUUUAUAUUGUUUAUAUCAGUGCGAUCCGUUUAGUAUGAUUGAAUCGAAUAAAUUGUGACAGCGAAA
Messenger RNA from Diachasmimorpha longicaudata, 1604 nucleotides. RefSeq lists its product as uncharacterized. The transcript has 5 exons. Bases 98 to 1489 code for a protein of 463 amino acids. The record is from RefSeq and is a predicted model, not a curated record. Lineage: Eukaryota; Metazoa; Arthropoda; Insecta; Hymenoptera; Braconidae.